CUCUGAUUGUUACGGUAAUAAACAAAUAUGGCGCGGUGAUUCUGCUGUUUUCUGUUGAAGAAGAGCUGUGCUGUUGUAUGGUUUUUCAGUCGUAUUCUUUUAUACACAAAACGAGUUUUGUUUUUUAUUACUUUCCCCAAGUGUAAGAUAUUCAAGAAUACAUUUACGAGAUGAAGAUCACGGUUACUACUUUAUCCGAUGACAUAUUUGUGUUGGAUGUUAGUGAAGAUUUAGAAUUGGAAAAUUUUAAGGCAUUCUGUGAAGUGGAAUCAGGAUAUCCAGCUCCAGAAAUUGUUAUUGCACACAACGGCAUGCCAUUAUUAGAUGACAAAAAGUCGCUGAAGGAUCAUGGUAUUCGGGAUGGUGAUGUUGUGAUUCUACAGCAUAUGCUCACUUCAGGUUCCAAUAUCAGUUUUGCAGCUGCUAAUCAGGGUCUUCCAAUGCUCGACUUCAGUGGCAUUCAAGUUCCUGGUUCUUUGGGACAGGGGCCAAGCCAUACAGUCCCAGGUGCACAAGCACAAGAAGAAGAUCCAAAGUUGAUCAGAGAUAUGUUCUUAGCGAAUCCAGAUCAGCUUGCUCUCUUGAAGCAGAACAAUCCUCGCUUGGCUGAUGCUUUGCUUUCUGGAAAUCUUGAUGAGUUUGGAACUGUACUUAGGGAGCAGGUGGAAUCACGGGCAGAAAGACAGAGACAAAGAAUUAGAAUGAUGAAUGCCCAUCCCUUUGACACAGAAGCCCAGCGACUGAUUGCCGAAGAAAUCCGACAAAAAAACAUUGAAGCAAAUAUGGAAGCAGCUAUGGAAUACAAUCCAGAGACGUUUGGAACAGUUGUCAUGCUGUAUAUUAACUGUCAUGUCAAUGGUUUUCCUGUGAAGGCAUUUAUUGACUCUGGUGCCCAGACCACAAUAAUGUCAGCAGCAUGUGCUGAGCGAUGUCACAUCAUGCGCUUAGUUGACACACGCUGGGCUGGAAUUGCGAAGGGUGUUGGUGUUCAAAAAAUCAUUGGACGUAUCCAUAUGGUACAGAUACAGAUUGAGUCUGACUAUUUGACAACCUCAUUCUCGGUGCUGGAGGAGCAGCCAAUGGACAUGCUACUUGGACUUGACAUGCUUAAGAGGCAUCAGUGCUCAAUAGAUCUGAAAAAUAAUGUUCUACGAAUUGGGACAACAGACACAGAGACUCCAUUUCUGUCAGAGAGGGAGCUUCCUGAAUGUGCCCGGCUGUCAAGCCAGAGUGAUGACGAUGUAAUUGGACGGUCUGUUCGUGAGGCAGAAGAGAGGGAUUUGGCUCGUGCUCUUCAGAACAGCCGAGAAUCAGUGGGUGCUGCUAGUAGUGGGAGCAGCAGCAGCAGUCGUACAAUACCUCGUGACCCAUCCAUCCUCAUCCUGCCAACAGACAACUUUGGUGAAAAUGAAGUGCGGGAGUUAGUCAGUUUGGGUUUUACACGUGAGCAGGUAAUUGCAGAAUUGCGACGGUUUCGAGGCGACAAGACUCAAGCCACAGCAGCUUUGUUUGCCAAAGCACUUAAGUUCUGAUUUCCUGCUACAUUGUCAAGUGCAGUUUAUGAGUGACUGACUGCAGAGAAGUAUAAUAGCACGUACUCCAAGUGAGAUAACAUCUUCACGUGCUUGACACAGGGGAGUAAAGUUGCUGAACCAAAGGAUUAAAACAAGAUGAACAGUGUUGAGGAGCUAUAGGAUACAUGUACCAAGAAAUAGAACAUCCACUAGCCAGACAUGUCAACUUUAGAGUUGUCACAGUUAAGUUUUAUUUGUUUCAAAUUAUAUAAUUUUUAUGCAUCAGGUAAUCAGAAUGGUUUUACUAGUUUGUCUUCCACACUAGUCAGUAUGUAUGAGUUACAUAUAUAGUGCAGCACAGCUGUUACUGUUUACUGCUUUACCAUUUGUCAUUAUAAUCAGUCAGUGUAAUCUUAGUCUGGUGAAUGGCUUUUUUCUGACUCGUUUUGUUUGUGGCAAUGAAGCUCUUAUCCUCCUGACCACAUACACACAGAUACUUGGUGUUAUGUGCCUCAGUACAGUGUAUUUUUUUGCUGCUCUGUAAAAUUUCAUAUAAACCUUCAACAAAUGUAUAAUACUUUACAAACAGGUAUAAUUUAAAAUAAACUAUAAAAAAUAACACAUUGACUUUUCUUUGUGCUAAAGUCUGUAUAAAAGUUAAAAUGGACAAUUUAUAAUCUUGACCAGCAGUUUUUAACAAAUGCCAAUACUACAGCAUUUCCAAUUGAAACUGCAGUAUUUGAGAAAGAUCACCUCCUCCCUACUUUAAUGUCUGAAAAAUUAAGUAUUGUCUGAAAUUUGUAAACAAAGUACCUCAAGUCAAUGAAAUACACGUGAGCUGUGUUGCAUGACCAAUAAAGGUUAAAUGUCACCCUUAUGUGCAGUGUGUUAAUGUAUUUGUAUCUGCACUAUAACACAAGAAAGCAAAUUUAAUUCCAGUCAUGUUUCUCCAAACAUGUGUAGAUGUAUACAGUUAAAUAUAAGCAUAAAUAAGAAAAUAAAAGGCUUUAUUAAGCAUCUAAUUAUACAAUUGUGAGAAUUGCUGGUACAGACUAUAUAAAUUGUAACUAAUGCCAUUUGUUAAAGAUAUAACACAGGAAUAAAGGAAGUUGUGUGUUUUCUUUUUUAUUUAAUAUACAUUGAUAUCAAAAUGUUAUAUGGUUGUGUACAAAAAAUCAGGUUGAUUUGGCAACUGUACUAUGGUAGAUGGUGCUGUACAUUUUCUAAUAGUUUGAAAAUUGAUUUAGUAUUGACUUUCAUAUGGUAACAAAUGUAUUCCACACUGGAGAUGUGGAGUUUGAAUUGGAAGUACAGGAUUAUAUUACAUUUUCAUACCUCUAGUGGAAGAUGAGUGUUAAUUGUAUUAUAAGAACAAAGUUGUUGUAUUUUCUAUAUUGGAUAAACUUGUAUUAUCAGGUUGU
Zootermopsis nevadensis is the source of this 2935-nucleotide messenger RNA. It is a transcript of the gene rngo, whose product is annotated as DNA damage inducible 1 homolog rngo. Lineage: Eukaryota; Metazoa; Arthropoda; Insecta; Blattodea; Termopsidae. Gene Ontology annotation, molecular function: protein binding; aspartic-type endopeptidase activity. Gene Ontology annotation, biological process: proteolysis. The record is from RefSeq and is a predicted model, not a curated record.